AAACUUCAGUUGGAUCAUACUUCCUCUUACAGGAUGUAUGAACAGUAUGAAUUCGUAUGACAAAUCAGCUGUUUACCAAUAUUUGACGCAUUCACUUCACUUAGUCAGUCUAGUGCGCACUAAUAUAUGUUUCAGAAAAAAAUGCGUAUGCAAAUAUGAAUGAUAAAUAAAUUACGAUACAUUCAAAUGUCGAGAUUAGAAAGGCCAAGUUUAAGUAUUUUUGGCAAUGGUGUGGCUGGCGCCGAUUCCACGGCCCGCCAGCCAACUGGCCAAGUGCUCCCAUUGGUCCAUCGCACUAGGGUAGCACCACAAGCGCCUAGAUUUUAUUUUAUUGAUACUUUUCCUCAAAUAAAUAUUAGUGACAUCAGUACAGUCGUAAAAUAUCAAUAAAUAGAUUCAUUAAAUCUUUCGGUUUCGAAAAUUAUAAUUUUAUGUUUUGUUCCAAUAAGUUAACUUGUAAUGCAGGUAGGCAGUGUUAGGCAAGUGUUGUGUCAAACCCUGUUCAGGGGUAUUGUGUCUGAAUAUAAUAUUGCUUCCUGUAGUGUAUGACUGAACCUGCUUAGUGGCGUUUUGCUUUGUGUCCUACAUAGAAACUAUACUCGGUUACUUCUUCAUCUUGGGAUUUUCAUGGAGUUUAUUUAAGAUUGGGUCAACCAGCAUCCGUGAGACUACGACUUGAGAGUGGGGGACAGUUGGUAACAACGUUAAGAGGACACCUAGUGUUCAUCAGCGCCCGCUGAAGAUGGCCGCACUAAUCCUCAGGAGAGGGACAUGUCACUUAAAGAAUUAUUGUAAAGGAGUGCGUUCAAGCCAUGCCCAGGCAUUGUGUCGGGAUGUCUUGGGUGCUGAACUGGAAGGAAUGAAAGCUGCAGGAACCUGGAAGACUGAACGUGUCAUCACCAGUAAACAAGCUGUGAAAAUCCGAGUCCAAGGACAGGAGUCUGUUAUUCUUAACUUCUGCUCAAAUAAUUACCUCGGUCUUUCAAGCCACCCUGAAGUAAUUCAGGCAGGGAAAGAUGCACUUGACAAGUAUGGAGCAGGACUUUCAUCUGUUCGCUUUGUAUGUGGAACUCAAGACAUCCACAAGGAGCUGGAAAAAAAAAUAGCAAGAUUUCAUGGUCGCGAUGAUGCUAUAUUAUUUGCCUCUUGUUUUGAUGCCAAUGCUGGACUGUUUGAAGUACUUCUUACUCCUUCUGAUGCGGUUCUCUCAGAUGAACUAAAUCAUGCAUCCAUAAUUGAUGGCAUUCGACUUUGUAAGGCCCGCAAGUUCAGAUAUCAACAUAAGAAUAUGCAAGAUCUUGAGAUCAAACUCCAGGAAUGCCACGAUGCUCGCAUGAAACUAAUUGUAACAGAUGGCGUAUUUAGUAUGGAUGGAAAUGUGGCUCCAUUAACAAAAAUCUGUGAUCUUGCUGAUAAAUAUAAUGCCAUAGUAUUUGUUGAUGAGUGCCAUGCCACAGGAUUUUUGGGUUCUUCAGGAAGAGGAACAGAAGAAUAUUUUGGUUUGCCUGUUGGUAGAGUGGAUAUCAUCAACAGCACUCUGGGUAAAGCCCUGGGAGGUGCAGCUGGAGGCUAUACUACUGGACCACAAGAGCUUAUCUCCCUUCUCAGGCAGCGGGCAAGACCUUAUCUCUUUUCAAAUUCUCUGCCUCCACCUGUAGUGGCAAGUGCUAGCAAGGUGUUUGACUUGCUUCUUGGAAACUCGGGGUUUGCUGAAAAGGUUCAGGCCAACACGGAUAGAUUUAGGUCUCAGAUGAGAGAAGCAGGCUUUACUCUUGCUGGUGAAAACCAUCCCAUCUGUCCAGUCAUGCUGGGUGAUGCUCGUCUUGCUUUAACUUUUGCUGACCAUAUGUUAGAAAAGGGUAUAUUUGUGAUUGGCUUCAGUUAUCCUGUGGUACCAACUGGCAAAGCAAGAAUCAGGGUGCAGAUCUCCGCUUCACAUUCAUUUGAUGACAUUGACAGUACUGUUGAGGCUUUCAAGCAGGUUGGCAAAAAUCUUGGUGUUAUUGCCUGAGGAAGUUAGCUUGUAAAUUUUAUUAACUGUUUACCACUAAGGGAGUUUAUAAUUUUGGGGGUAUACAGUACAGUAAUUGGAAAUUUUGGUUUAUUUCUAAUUAUAAAGAAAACAAAAUGC
Messenger RNA from Homarus americanus (American lobster), 2131 nucleotides. It is a transcript of the gene Gcat, whose product is annotated as 2-amino-3-ketobutyrate coenzyme A ligase, mitochondrial-like. Bases 743 to 2011 code for a protein of 422 amino acids. The transcript has 8 exons. The record is from RefSeq and is a predicted model, not a curated record. Gene Ontology annotation, biological process: biosynthetic process; L-threonine catabolic process. NCBI's taxonomy places the organism in Eukaryota, Metazoa, Arthropoda, Malacostraca, Decapoda, Nephropidae. Gene Ontology annotation, molecular function: glycine C-acetyltransferase activity; pyridoxal phosphate binding.